CAUAGGUCGUCGGGCAACCAUACUAUCUUAAAUCGUGCAUUUAACUAAACUUAUAGGACAAUAUUGAGUUAAGUAUUCAAAUUUUUAAACAUGUGACCUGAGUGAUGUUGCUGAUUAGAUAGUCUGUUCACGGUUGUAAUUAUUGUAUACUAAAUUGUUACUUAUUCAAUUUCACAAUGAAAUGGAUCAAAUUUUAUUCAAUACUUAAUUUAACAUAAAAAAUAAUUUCUUACAGUUCCAAAUCAAAUAUGAUUAUGUUCAACCGUUUUUUACGACAGUUAAUUAAUAUUAGGCCUUUAAUAUCAAAUUACAAUGAGCAAUGUUGUAGAAAUUUAAGAUAUGUUUCUACAAUCAAAGAUUUUCGAAAAAGAACAGAGACAUUUUCCGUCAAUUCUGAGCAGAAUAUUGAUGCUGAUGUUUUUGGAACAUUAUCUGACAAUACCGAAAUUAAUGAUAAAUUGGAUCUUUUACCUCCGGAAGAUGAUGAUAAAAUAGAAUACGAUAAAGAUGAACAACACAAAAGAUUACACAUUACUGAGUACCACAAAAUUAUCCAAGAACUCAUUAAACAGCAUAAAAUUGCAGAUGCGAUAGAUGUACUUGAAACAAGGAUGUUAAAAGAUGAAAAAGCAAAACCAGAUUAUUAUGUUUAUAACCUGUUAAUCGGUACUUGUGGUAAAGUCGGUUAUGUUCAAAAAGCAUUUCAUUUAUUUAACCAGAUGAAAAAAAGUGGCAUUAAAACUACACCGGCUACAUAUACUUGUUUAUUUAAUGCAUGUGCAAAUUCACCAUAUAAGGAUGAUGCAUUAAAGAGAGCUAAAAAAUUACACAAUUUGAUGAGUUUAAAAUCAAUUGAACCUAACAUUUUUAACUACCAUGCAAUGAUUAAAGCUUUUGGGAGAACAGGAGAUUUAUUGACUGCAUUUUCUUUGGUUGAUGAAAUGUUGACGAAAAAAUAUAAAUUAAAAGAUGAAACAUUUAAUUUUCUCUUACAAGCUUGCAUAUCAGAUAAGGAAGCUGGUUUUCGUCAUGCCUUACUUGUUUGGAGAAAAAUGAUAUUAAAACGUGUACGUCCUUCACUUUAUACUUACAAUCUUUUAUUAAAAUGCACCAGAGAAUGUAGUCUUGGUGAUGAAUUUGAAACACGGAAAAUUAUUGGUCAAAUAAUUAAUGAUCCUCAUUUGCUAACAACUGAAUCUAAACUUGAAGAAUUGAAUACUUCAGAAAAGAAUAUACCUAAUACAUUAUUAUGUAGUGAUAAUGAAAAUAAACUAUCUCUUAUUGAAGAGAAUAGACCAAAUUUAUUGGAUGUUAAACCUAAUUUUGGUAACAUUGUUAGUAUAUCCGAAAUUAAAUCCGCUGAAGACAGAUUAAUAUUAUUAGGUGGUUGUUCAGGAUUUUUACAAAAUAUGAAAAUCAAUAGAGUAAAGCCAGAAAUUAAAAUAUUUACUCAACUUUUAGAAGUUAUACCACCAACAUUGUCAGCUGAAAAACUCUUGUUAAAAGAAAUUAAAAAAAACAAAGUUGAAAUUGACAUCGAUUUUUGCAAUAUUCUCAUUAAAAAACGGAGUCUUAGAUUUGAUUAUGAAGAAGCAAAGAAUGUAUUAAUCUUAAUUAAUUCAGAAAACUUGGGUGUGGAUGUUGUAACCUUUGGUGUUCUGGCAUUGGGAUGUAAAAAUAAGAAUGAAGCUAAAGACCUCAUAAAAAUGAUAGCUGACCAUGGAUUUCGGGUGAAUGCAGAAAUGUUGGGCACAAUGUUAGCACAAGCAUGUUACCAUUUCAAUUUUGGCUAUGUAAUUUAUGUCAUGAACAUGGUCAAACACGAAGAAAUUAAACCCAAUAAAAUAUUUAUGGAUCGUUUAAAUCGUUUUGAUAACACAAUUAAAGAUUUAAUGAAAAAAAGGCAAAAUAAAGAAAAAGAGACUCCGGAUUUUAUUCAAGGUUAUUAUUUCAAAGAAGGAUACAGAAAGUUUCAAAAUUUUUAUAAAAAAUGGUUACUUGAGAUAACUGUUGAUGAAGAACUACAUCCUUGGGAUCAAUUUAAAAACCACAGAAAAUGA
This is a messenger RNA of Myzus persicae (green peach aphid), 2060 nucleotides long. Its product is annotated as pentatricopeptide repeat-containing protein 1, mitochondrial. Gene Ontology annotation, biological process: tRNA 3'-end processing. The coding region runs from base 249 to 2060 and encodes 603 amino acids. Lineage: Eukaryota; Metazoa; Arthropoda; Insecta; Hemiptera; Aphididae. Gene Ontology annotation, cellular component: mitochondrial matrix. The record is from RefSeq and is a predicted model, not a curated record. The transcript has 11 exons. Gene Ontology annotation, molecular function: protein binding; tRNA binding.